Molecule: messenger RNA, 3966 nt
Organism: Ahaetulla prasina
Lineage: Eukaryota; Metazoa; Chordata; Lepidosauria; Squamata; Colubridae
Product: cytosolic phospholipase A2 epsilon-like
Exons: 20
Coding region: 87-2486 (799 amino acids)
Biological process (GO): glycerophospholipid catabolic process
Cellular component (GO): cytosol
Molecular function (GO): calcium ion binding; calcium-dependent phospholipid binding
Source: RefSeq, a predicted model, not a curated record
AGCUGUACAUCUCUGUGAACAUUCACAGUAUUGCCCUCACCUGCCCUCAAGAACAUUCAGUCUACACGGUUUUGCCAGAUCACAACAUGGAAGUGUCUGGAGAUUCACCUUUUUGGGGAGAGGUAGCACCUUGUUGUUUCCUUACCAUAAGAGUGAUCAGAGCAAGGAAUCUCCGGAAAGCCGAUAUGUUAAGCCAUCCUGACUGCUACUCGAAGCUGCAACUGCCAACUGCUUCUUCUGCACAGUUCCAGACAAAGACCAUUCACAACUGCAAAGACCCUGUCUGGAAUGAAACUUUUCAUUUCAUGGUGCAGUCCAAAGUAAAGAAUGUGUUGGAGCUGAGUGUUCAUGAUGAUGAUGUCUGUCAAGAUGACCAGCUUUUCACUGUACGCUUUGAUAUCGCAAAACUCCCACUGAACGAAAAAGUACUCAUGCGUUUUAACUGUGACAAAAAGGAACACGAGGAGCUGGAAUUAGAAUUUGAGUUACUGCAUAGAUCAAGAUUUUCUGAAAUAAUCAUUACAAAUGGAGUUCUUCUGUCUCGACAAGUCCGCUGUUUGGAGGUCGAAGUGGAGAAGAAAAAAGAGCAAAACUCAAAAAAAAGACUGUAUCUUAUUGCAAAAGGAUCUCAUGAAGAGCAUAAGGAAUUUAGUUUGGGUUUUGCCUUCUGUAUGAAAACUACAUUUCACUAUAUUAAAUAUAAACAUCCAACAUUGGAUAUUAGAUUACCAAAGGAGGAUCUAAAUUAUUUAUUUGGGCCAUGUUUUUAUAAUAAAGAAGAAAAAUCUGUAAAAGUGGAAGUAAAUUCAAUUCCUCAGAACAAGAAAAUAGUAUUAGCUGAGAAUAAGAAAUUUGCUUUGCAUGCGAAGACAGAAGACUGUAAGACCAAUCUUGACCUCCGCUUGGGAUAUGACCUUUGUUCACAAGAGCAAGAUUUUUUACACAAAAGAAAGAACAUUGUCACUAGUGCCUUGAAGAAGGUUCUCAAACUAGAAAAGGACCUACAGGAUCAUGAGGUUCCGGUAAUUGCAAUCAUGACAACAGGGGGCAGUAUGCGGUCACUGACUGCAUGCUUUGGAAGUCUCCGAGGCCUUCAGAAGCUCAAUCUCCUAGACUGUGCUACAUACAUGAGUGGAUUGUCGGGCACAACCUGGACCAUGGCAAAGUUGUACAAAGAUGCGCACUGGUCAAGAAAGAAUCUAGAUGAGAAAAUCAAUGAGGCUAAAAGACACGUAACUAAGAGCAAACUGAAUGGUUUUUCCAUGGAGCGUUUGAAAUAUUACAACAGGCAAUUGCGACAUCGGAAACAAGAAGGACAAAAAACAUCCUGCAUAGAUCUGUGGGGCCUCCUUAUUGAAUAUACAUUGAAUGACGGGAAAGACAACCAUAAACUUUCUGAUCAACAACAAGCAGUGAAUGAGGGGCAGAAUCCUUUCCCUAUUUACACUGCCAUCAAUGUAAAGGAGAAGUACAGCACUAUGGAUUUCAAGGAAUGGAUGGAAUUCACACCUUACGAAGUGGGAAUACUAAAAUAUGGAGCUUUUGUUCGGACUGAAGAUUUUGGUAGUGAAUUCUUUAUGGGGCAUCUAAUGAAAAAGCUACCAGAGACUCGGAUCUCUUAUUUGCAAGGCAUGUGGAGCAGCGCAUUUUCCUUUAAUCUGCUGUAUAUCUGGAAUAUAAGUCACAGUUCUGAAGAUUUUUGGCACAAAUGGACUCAAGAUCAAAUUGUGAAUAUUGAUGAAGAGCCUAAUUUAACUAUGGAAACACAUGAGCAGAAGACAUAUCUCUACACCCCAGCUGGACCGCUAUCCUCUGCUUUUAGAGAUGUCCUAACAGAUCGCUUAACAGUUGCCCAAUACCACAAUUUCAUCAAAGGUCUCCAGCUAAACAGUAGUUACCUUGAGAAUGAAAACUUCUGUAGAUGGAAAGACACUGUACUAGACUCUUCUUCACCCAAUCAAUUAACACAAACAGAAGAAUAUUUGUCUCUGGAAGAUACUGGAUUCUUCAUCAACACUAGUUCUGCUCCUCUGCUGAGACCAGAAAGAAAGGUGGAUGUUAUCCUACAUUUAAAUUACAGUGCAGGUUCACAAUCACGGCCCCUGAAGCAAUCAUACAACUACUAUGCAGAGCAAGGAAUCCCAUUUCCCAAAGCUGUCCUGAAGGAUGAUGACAAACAUCUGAAGGAAUGCUAUUUAUUUGAAGAUGCUGAGAAUCCAGCAGCACCAAUAUUAUUGUUCUUCCCACAAGUGAAUGAUACUUUUCGCUACUAUAAAGCCCCAGGUGUCAAACGCUCUGAGUCAGAAAUGAAAUAUGGUGAGGUUGACAUCUCCAGUAUCAGCACUCCAUACUCAACGUACUCAAUGACAUUCACUAAGGAAGAAUAUGAUCAGCUGAUAGAAUUGAGUGAAUACAAUGUUCUAAAUAACCAACAUCUGAUCCUGCAGGCACUGGAUAGGGCAGUGGAACGGAAAAAACAUCCUUAAGAAACAAUCAAUUUCUCUGUGUCCCUGUAAAGCAGGGCUCUCCAACCUUAGCAACUUUAAGACUAGUGGUUUUCAACUCCCAGAAUUGAACUGGGAGUUUAAGUCUACAAGUCUUAAAGUUGCCAAGGUUGGAGACCCCUGCUGUAAAAAAUGUGAGGUGGAAUGUAGUUGUACAUAUGUUGAGAGUUCAGGAAUCUAAGCCAAUUGUCAAGGUUCCAGAAAAACCUCUUCUGCAUAAAAAAAACUCAGAAGCCAUUGUCUUUCAGAGUUCUUUACUAGCAUGAGGAAACUGGCACACGAUGAGUGAAAUUUCAAAACUGAACUUCCGGAUUCUUUUCCCAGUUAUGCAAACCCCAAGAGUCCCACCCGCCUAACCCCUUUGCUGGUCACAUGGUCCCACGUUCUCCCAGUUCAUUCGAAUAUCUUCUCGCCACUCCUCCUGCAGAUGUGAACACCAUCCGACCUUGAUUGCUUGAAGAAUGUUACCAUACCCUCAACCCCCCUUCUUCCCCUCAGGGGAAAAAUGUGGCAGCGUCUGGAACCCUAAAGUCUAGUAUGGUUUCCAGGCCUGACACCAAUUCCAUUUUGACUCCAACAAGAAACUGUCUGAAGUCCUCCUUUCCUAAUUUUUUUCAGGACUAGCUAGUGGUGCAAGUCAAUGUAUCAGACUUCUACAAACAAGAAUCCAUCUGAUCAAUUUCCCUAUUUUGAGGUAUCAUUAGUAUAAUACUGUGCUCUUUAUGAUGUAGAUACCAGUUCUGAGCUUUAUGUCUAAGUUUGUGGCUACCAUGGGACACAUUAGAAGCUGUCUUCAAUAUUCACUCAUGAUGCUUAUAGCACAUUACUCAGAUAUAAGACACCAUUCAACUGAAAUGGAAAUUCAAAAAAAGUUAGUUAUACUACCAAGUUUCAAAGAUCAAGGACAUCUGAUUAACAGUUAGCAUGCUACACAAAUAUUAUCCAUCCUAUGUGAUACACAAUUAUUAGAAAGGUAAGCCUGCCUGGAACCCUCACCACAUUUCUGAUAUCAAUACAAUUGAACGUGUCCAGAAAUAUUUUACAAGAAGAGUUCUUCAUUCCUCUGAAAACAACAAAAUACCUUAUCCCACCAGACUCGAAAUCCUAGGCUUAGAAAACUUGGAACUCCGUCGCCUUCGACAAGACCUAAGUUUAAUUCAUAGAAUCAUCUAUUGUAAUGUCCUUCCUGUUAAAGACUACUUCAGCUUUAAUUGCAAUAAUACAAGAGCAACCAAUAGAUUUAAACUUAAUGUUAACCGCUUUAAUCUAGAUUGCACAAAAUAUGACUUCUGUAACAGAAUCAUCAGUGCUUGGAAUAAUUUACCCGACUCUGUGGUCUCUUCCCAUAAUCCCAAAAGCUUUAACCAAAAACUUUCUAAUAUUGACCUCACCCCAUUCCUAAGAGGACCAUAAGGGGCGUGCAUAAGUGCACAAACGUGCCUACCAUUCCUGUCCUAUUGUU